Messenger RNA from Aspergillus melleus, 1314 nucleotides. Its product is annotated as NAD(P)/FAD-dependent oxidoreductase. NCBI's taxonomy places the organism in Eukaryota, Fungi, Ascomycota, Eurotiomycetes, Eurotiales, Aspergillaceae. Gene Ontology annotation, molecular function: saccharopine oxidase activity; sarcosine oxidase activity; flavin adenine dinucleotide binding. Bases 1 to 1314 code for a protein of 437 amino acids. The record is from RefSeq and is a predicted model, not a curated record. The transcript has 2 exons.
AUGGCAAUCACCAAGUCGUCAUCGAUUUUGGUCAUCGGCGCAGGCACCUGGGGAGCCUCUACUGCCCUCCAUUUGGCGCGCAAAGGAUACACAAAUGUGACUGUCCUUGACCCCUAUUCUGUUCCAUCCGCUAUCUCAGCCGGAAACGAUGUCAACAAGAUCAUUUCGUCCGGACAGUACAGUAACCGGAAAGACGAAAUCGAGAUCAACGAGAUUCUGGCCGAACAGGCGUUUGAGGGGUGGAAGAACGACCCGCUCUUCCAGCCCUACUAUCACGAUACCGGGCUUGUGAUGUCUGCCAGUACUCCAGCAGGUCUAGAUCGUCUGGGUGUACGUGUGCGGCCGGAUGAAGAGCCGGAUGUGGUUGAGGUUUCUGAACCAGAGCAAUUUCGCCAAUUGGCGCCUCAGGUAUUGAAAGGAGAUUUUCCCGGUUGGAAAGGAUAUCACAUUCGCUCGGGUGCGGGCUGGGCUCAUGCACGAAAUGCUCUCGUCGCAGCUGUUCGGGAGGCCCAGCGACUGGGCGUGAAGUUCGUUACCGGGUCCCCUGAGGGAAAGGUCAUCACGCUGAUCUUUGAGAACAACGAUGUGAAGGGGGCUGUGACGGCCGACGGCAAGAUCUGGCGAGCAGAGCAGACGGUUCUCUGCGCGGGCGCCAGCGCAGGACAGUUCUUGGAUUUCAAGAAACAGUUGCGACCGACCGCGUGGACGCUCGUACAUAUCCAAUUGAAGCCUGAAGAACGGGCACUGUACAAGAAUAUCCCGGUCAUCUUCAACAUUGAGAAAGGAUUCUUCUUCGAGCCCGACGAGGAGCACGGAGAGAUCAAAAUCUGCGAUGAGCACCCUGGGUACACCAACAUGACCGAAUCAUCCGACGGUGAUAUGCAGAGCAUUCCUUUCGAGAAAACUCAGGUGCCUCUGGAGUCCGAGGCAAGAGUCAGGGCCCUUCUCUCAGAAACCCUACCCCAGCUGGCCGACCGCCCGUUUAGUUUUGCGAGGAUUUGCUGGUGCGCCGACACUGCCAACAGAGAGUUCUUGAUCGACCGUCACCCUGAUCAUCCUUCUCUGAUUCUCGGCUGCGGAGCUUCUGGACGAGGUUUCAAAUACCUUCCUUCUAUUGGUAAUAUUAUUGUCGAUGCCUUGGAGGACAAGAUCCCCGAAAAGAUCCACCAACUGAUCAAGUGGAACCCAGAGCUUGCAUCCAAGAGGGACUGGCGGGACACCCUUGGAAGGUUCGGAGGUCCGAACAAGGUGAUGGACUUCCACGAUGUUAAGGAGUGGACCAACGUAAAACAGAGAGACAUUUCCAAGUUGUGA